ACCAAUCAGAGUAUGUUAUCCAACGUACACUCCAGCCUUUAUAAACUUUGUGUUGCUCUGCCCUGAGAAGCUUUUAUUCGCCGUCUACUGUUUGCUGCUACAACGAGAUAACACAGGAAGUGACGAUGUUGCCUCUGGCUUUGUUAGCACUAGGUGUGAGUGCUGUCCUGUCUGCGCCCAGUCUGGACGCACGGCUCAGCGACCACUGGGAACUGUGGAAGAACUGGCACAGCAAAAAAUACCACGAAAAAGAGGAAGGCUGGAGGAGGAUGAUCUGGGAAAAGAACCUGAACAAGAUUGAGCUGCACAACCUGGAACACUCGAUGGGCAAACACUCCUACCGUCUGGGCAUGAACCACUUUGGAGACAUGACUCAUGAAGAGUUCAGGCAGAUCAUGAAUGGUUACCAGCGCAAAACAGAGAGGAAGGCUAUUGGCUCCCUGUUCAUGGAGCCUAACUUCAUGGUGGCCCCCAGUGCUGUGGACUGGAGGGAGAAGGGCUACGUCACCCCUGUGAAGGACCAGGGUCAGUGCGGCUCUUGCUGGGCCUUCAGCACUACUGGAGCUCUAGAGGGUCAGAACUUCAGGAAGAUGGGAAAACUGGUGUCGCUGAGUGAACAGAACCUGGUGGACUGCUCCAGACCAGAGGGUAACGAGGGCUGUGGGGGAGGUCUGAUGGACCAGGCCUUCCAGUACGUCAAGGACAACCAGGGUCUAGACUCUGAGGACUCCUACCCAUACCUGGGAACAGAUGACCAGCCAUGUCACUACGACCCCAAGUACAACUCCGUCAACGACACCGGCUUCGUAGACAUUCCCAGUGGAAAGGAACAUGCCCUGAUGAAGGCCGUGGCCAGUGUCGGCCCCGUGUCUGUCGCCAUCGAUGCUGGACACGAGUCCUUCCAGUUCUACCAGUCAGGAAUCUACUACGAGAAGGAGUGCAGCUCUGAAGAGCUGGACCAUGGUGUGCUGGCGGUCGGUUACGGCUUUGAGGGAGAGGAUGUUGACGGCAAAAAAUACUGGAUUGUGAAAAACAGCUGGAGUGAGAAGUGGGGAGACAAAGGCUACAUCUACAUGGCCAAAGACAGAAAGAACCACUGUGGAAUUGCAACAGCAGCCAGUUAUCCACUGGUGUAAUGUCUGCACCGUUUCACGUUUUAUUACCGUAGUGUUUUUUAUUGCAAUGGUUUGGCUGAAGACAGGAAGAGGAUUCAGUCCGAACAAGAGGAUGACAGGAAAGUUGUCCAAGUUUCAUGAGAAGAAACGCAGAUUUUAGGGAAAAGGCGCAUUAUUAUGUUUGGCUGAUUUAAUGCCACUUUAUUUGUGUUUUCUUUGUAAAUAUGUGUUUGCCUCUUGGUAAAUGAAGCAUUUACACUUGCUUCUGUUAUUGUAAAUGUUUUUUUUUUCUAUUUUUACUGUGAUCAAAUACAUUUAUGAAACACUAA
Cynoglossus semilaevis (tongue sole) is the source of this 1444-nucleotide messenger RNA. It is a transcript of the gene ctsla, whose product is annotated as cathepsin La. Lineage: Eukaryota; Metazoa; Chordata; Actinopteri; Pleuronectiformes; Cynoglossidae. Gene Ontology annotation, biological process: proteolysis. The record is from RefSeq and is a predicted model, not a curated record. The coding region runs from base 126 to 1136 and encodes 336 amino acids. Gene Ontology annotation, molecular function: cysteine-type peptidase activity. The transcript is spliced from 8 exons.